This is a messenger RNA of Phytophthora sojae, 654 nucleotides long. RefSeq lists its product as hypothetical. Lineage: Eukaryota; Oomycota; Peronosporomycetes; Peronosporales; Peronosporaceae. The record is from RefSeq and is a predicted model, not a curated record. The coding region runs from base 1 to 654 and encodes 217 amino acids. The transcript has 3 exons.
AUGAGUUUUCCCAUUUUGUUAAAUCUCAAUAAUCAGGUCGCUACUCAUCAGUUUCGUUAUCGAUUCUCACAGCCAAUCGAUUUCACUGCUGAUAUUAACAACUACCUACAAUACUGGUCAAUUCAGAACAAUCUCUAUUUGAUUAAUAACACAACAGGCGCAUAUUACUAUUUCAUCUCAUGUGCUGAGAACCCUUCUAGCUACGCCCUACCGUUUAAUUUGCAACCAGUCAAGAAUAUCAGUGGAUACACUCCUGCUUCAGGGAUGCCAACGCUUCCAGUCACAGCAUACACGCCUCAGCUUCAAAUCGAUAAUGCAAAUUUUGGAACAAUCAUCGGAUUCAGUCCUGCGACAUAUCCGGCAGUUCAGCAAACGAGCGUUUAUGCAGUAAAUAGCAAUUUAGUGCCGCAAUUAGAUCCAGUUGCAGCGGUAGUCGUGACUUGCUCAAAUCUCUAUAACCCGAUCGCGGGUAACAACCAGGUAUUCCACACCUUCACGUCUGCUGGGGUUCAGUACGGACAACUGAUCACAACAUCACAGUGCACUAAUUCAGAACUGACUUUGUCGUUUCUGGAUCAAAAUAUGAUCCCACUUGGUAUCAUUGAUAACAAUUUGUGCAUACGUUUGUUGAUCCGAGAACGCAAAACGGGAUAA